CACAUUUUUUUGAAACGUUAUUUGUUUCAUAAAAAUAGUUAAAUAUCACUAAAAUGUCUUAAAAGUGGUAAAGAAAGAAACCAAAUUAUUUUCGUCAUGACAUUUGUUUGUUUUGAUAUCUGGAGUGUAUUGUAAUAUUUAUUUUGAAUCAAUGCUAUAAGCUUCUAAUCAAAAAUGGAAGGUGGACAGUGGAGAAAUAGCAUUAUAAAUCAAUUGCAGUCAAGAAAUAAGAGGGAAACAACAGCAUUUCAAGACAUAAUAGCCUUUCAAAGCAGACUGUUUGACAAUGUUAAUACUUUAAAAAAUGAAAAUCUACAGUUAACAUUACUUAACGAGAGAAUUCGUUACACCAGCACAGAGAGUGUUCUUUCUAAUGCAGGAGGUGCCAGUAAUGAAAGAAUACAAGCUUUAGAACAAAAAAUAUUAGCUCAGCAAGAGGAACUAACUUCAUUACACAGGCGUCGGGGAGAGAGCGCACAGCAAAUAAUAAGUUUGAAUGCAAAAGUACAUGAGCAAGAAAAGAGUCUACAGGCGAAAGAUAUUAUAAUUUCAGAAAACACUGCACUAAUAGCAUCAUUAAGAGCUGAAAUCCAGUUGUAUGAAUCAAAUAUGGCCGAGUUACAAGGACUCAAUCAAGUUAUUAGAGACGAAUACCAAGCAUUACAAAUAGCUUUAUCAUCUGUUGAAGAUAAAUUAAGAAAAGCACAGGAUGAAAAUCGAUCUUUAGUUGAACGUCUAAUUAAAUACAAAGCUAAAGAUGCUGACAAAAUGAAUGAAGAAAAUGAACAUUUUCUAAAGUCAAGCAACCCUACUGCGUUUUUCAUCAACACCUUUGGUAGAGUUAGUUUCGGGAAGAAGAGUGACAAAGUCCGCAAGGAAUUGGAAGACGCGGCGAGAGAGGGUAGUAGUAGAAGUAGCGGUGGCUCCGGAGGUUCCAAUGACGACAAAAUCAUGGAUACUAUUCAUUACUACACGUCAACUUUGCCCACCAAAGUUAGCUUAAGAUUUGACGCGCACGACGGUGAAGUAAAUGCAGUCAAAUGGAGUCCUACAGACAAAAUAUUAGCAACAGGAGGUGCGGAUAGAAAAGUUAAAUUAUGGGAUAUGUCGAAGAGUGUAGUGGAAAGCAGAGGUGUUUUAGUGGGGUCUAACGCGGGCGUGAUGUCUGUGGACUUCGACUCGACGGGCGCGUACAUAGUGGGCGCGUCUAAUGACUUCGCGAGUCGUGUAUGGACGGUCGGCGAUCAGCGGUUAAGGCACACGCUAACUGGUCACAGCGGUAAAGUGAUGGCCGCUAAGUUUCUAGAAGAACCCACCAAAGUAAUAACCGGCAGCCAUGAUCGAACGCUCAAAGUUUGGGAUCUUAGAAGUAGAAUGUGUACAGAAACAAAGUUUGCGGGGUCGUCCUGCAACGAUCUGGUGACGUCAGACGGUGCGGGCUCCACUAUCAUUUCGGGACACUUCGACAAACGGAUCAGAUUUUGGGACAUACGCACAGAGAUGUCAGCCAAUCAUAUCGUAUUACAAGGGAAAGUCACAUCACUAGAUCUCAGUAGAGAUAGUAAUUAUUUACUAGCGUGCGUGAGAGACGACACAAUACAGCUAAUAGAUCUCCGGAUGAACACUAUAGUGCGGUCGUUCAGCCACGAGUCAUUCAAAGUGGGUUGCGAUUGGUCGCGAGCGGCGUUCGGUCCGGGCGGUCGCCUGCUGGCCGUGGGCGCUGCGGACGGGUCCGUCUACGUUUGGAACACGCACACGGGAAAAUUGGAAACUAUAUUAAAGGAGCACUCGACGGCGGUGACGGCAGUGUCGUGGCACCCUCAGUCGGGGCUGCUGGCGUCCGUGGACCGGGGCAAGCGAGCUCUCGUGUGGGGUGACUUGUGACACGCAUGGGACUGCGAUCCGCAGACGACGAAUAUACCACAGGCCACGAGUGAGGAGGUGGAGUCGGAGACGUUCGCGGAGGGUGCAGAGGUUCUGGACUUCUUGCGCGGCGUUACCACCGACCUGCUGCAGCGCUUCGCGUAACUCACUCUGUCCGCAACAACACGACGACUCUUACCAGACACUAUUAUUCUCCAAAAUCAUGCACCAUAUGAAUAUAAGCCUUAGUUUUACUGCAACACUAUAUCUAUCAAUGUGUAAAAUUUGCAGUUCAUUAUUUAGUAAAUUUGUGAAUUUUUUUUUAAAUGUAAAUUAUAAGAAAAGGUGCUUUAACACAUGUGAUCGGGUUACACGCGGCUACAAA
This is a messenger RNA of Papilio machaon (common yellow swallowtail), 2248 nucleotides long. RefSeq names its product autophagy-related protein 16-1 (gene Atg16). The coding region runs from base 175 to 1884 and encodes 569 amino acids. Gene Ontology annotation, molecular function: protein binding. The transcript is spliced from 15 exons. Gene Ontology annotation, cellular component: autophagosome membrane. The record is from RefSeq and is a predicted model, not a curated record. Gene Ontology annotation, biological process: autophagosome assembly. Lineage: Eukaryota; Metazoa; Arthropoda; Insecta; Lepidoptera; Papilionidae.